AUGUAUAUAAUUAUUGCAUCUGUCAUCAUUCUUGCUAUCAGUUUUACUAUUCAAAUAACUAAACUCAAUCCUAAAAAAAAGUUAUAUAUUUUGGAUAUGUUUCUUAUUACUCUAGGUGCUAUGGCAAUCUAUAGUGAAACUACUCAUAAACUUGGUGAUUUUACAGAACAAUUAUAAACUUCAUUUUCUAAAUUAUAUCCCAUUGAAUAUUCAUUAGACGAACUCAUUCUUAAAAAUCAAAUAUAACAACAUUCAUUUAUACUCUAUUAUGGAAUGAAAUAGAAUGGAAUUUCUACUUUCUUCAAAUUCAUCAUUAAUAAAUCAAUCAAAGAAAGUUAAUAAGCUAUCUACAUUAAUAUCUAAUCUGAAAUUCAAACUUAAGAAUAGGCUUUGUAGUAAUUUGGCACUAACAAUCUACAUGAACUUAUUCAUUUUACAUAAUAAAAACCAACUACUAUUGCCAUUCAUAAUUUACAUCUAUCCCUUCAUAAAAAAUAAUGUUUUAUCUGUUAAAUUUUAAGCAAUCUUCAUAAAUUUAACACAACUACAAUUCUUAUUAGUGCCAAAGAAUUACACAAUUUAAAUUAUAUGUUAGAUGAUUAUAGUGUCAAUGUUAUGGAAAUUAAAGAAUUUAAUAAUGGAAAAUAAUUACAUUUUAGAUAUGACUGGAAUUAAGACUCUAUUUAAUAUGCAAAAAAAUAUGAUGGUAUUACUAUCUUUCUUUAUAUAAGAUAUUGUCUUGUAAAAGUAAAAAGAAUUUGUGAAUACUUUGACUGAUACUGAAAAAUAAUUAAUGGCCAUUAUAAGAAAACAAAUAUGCAAAAUUAAAUGUGAAAAUUAAAAUGUUAAACUUGAUGAUUUGUAAAUUCUUUUAUCUUAUCAUAGAAACUAUCAAUAUUCAGAUUUGAAGUAGAUUGUUUAAAAAAAUUAUGUGAUUGCUUAAUUUGGAUAUGUGAAAUUUUAUAAUAGUUUUAUAUUUGAGUCAUUGCAAUAUUUAUGA
Molecule: messenger RNA, 1000 nt
Organism: Paramecium sonneborni
Lineage: Eukaryota; Ciliophora; Oligohymenophorea; Peniculida; Parameciidae
Source: the annotation of a GenBank genome assembly